Messenger RNA from Saprolegnia diclina VS20, 967 nucleotides. RefSeq lists its product as hypothetical. Gene Ontology annotation, biological process: retrograde vesicle-mediated transport, Golgi to endoplasmic reticulum; intra-Golgi vesicle-mediated transport; endoplasmic reticulum to Golgi vesicle-mediated transport. The record is from RefSeq and is a predicted model, not a curated record. Gene Ontology annotation, cellular component: COPI vesicle coat. The transcript has a single exon. Gene Ontology annotation, molecular function: protein binding; structural molecule activity. Bases 29 to 895 code for a protein of 288 amino acids. NCBI's taxonomy places the organism in Eukaryota, Oomycota, Saprolegniomycetes, Saprolegniales, Saprolegniaceae.
CUCCGACGCCAUUUUCGAUCCAGCGGCCAUGAGCGAACCGGACGAGCUCUUUACGCUGAAGAACCAGUUCUGGGUCGGCAACUUCCGCAACGCGAUCCAGGAAGCGACGGUGCUCAGCCACAUCCCCGAGGCCCAGAAGAUGGACCGCGACGUGUACGUCUUCCGUGCGCAGCUCGCGCUCAAGAACUACGAGGGCGUGCUGCAAGCGAUCCCGGCCGACGCGCCGAUCUCGCUCAGUGCCAUCAAGCUCUACGCCACGUACCUCAAUGGCGGUGACGCCGAGAUCACGCUCCUUACGCUGCGCGAGUGGCUGAGCACGCACCACGGCGAGAACCCGCACUUGCUGCUGGUCGCGGGGCUUAUCUUCAUGCAAGAACACAAGUUUUCGGACGCACUCUCGGCGCUCACGCGUGGCCGGUCGCUCGAGCAUCUUAUGUACACGGUGCUGCUCUACCUCAAGAUGGACCGUAUCGACCUGGCUGAGAAGCAGAUCCAAGACAUGAAGCGCAUCGACGAGGAUGCGACAACGACACAGCUCGCCAAGUCGUGGACCAUGGUUUCCAAGGGCGGGCCUGUCUGCGACGAGGCCGCGCUGCACUUCCAGGAGCUCGGCGACCGUUUUGGCGCAUCGGCACAGCUCCUCAACGGCGCGGCGGUCGCGUACAUGGGCCUGCUCAACUUUCCGGAGGCGGACCGCCUCCUGCACGAGGCGCUGGCAAAGGACCCGACGUUCGAAGAUACGUACGUUAACCUGGUUGUGGUUGCGCAGCACUUGAAGAAGGACAGCUCGGCGUACGUGGCGCAGCUCCAGCAGCUCAACCCAAAGAACGAGUGGCUCGAGUCGUACCUGCACCUCGAGAGCGGCUUUGCGCGCCUCGCGGCUUCGUACUGCUAAGCCGAUAGGAUCCUAUUACACGUGCCAAUACUACUACCUACUACGACUACUACUGCAACGUGCGUGGGUCAA